Myodes glareolus (Bank vole) is the source of this 5298-nucleotide messenger RNA. RefSeq names its product AT-rich interaction domain 3A (gene Arid3a). Gene Ontology annotation, molecular function: DNA binding. The record is from RefSeq and is a predicted model, not a curated record. Gene Ontology annotation, cellular component: nucleus. Gene Ontology annotation, biological process: regulation of transcription by RNA polymerase II. NCBI's taxonomy places the organism in Eukaryota, Metazoa, Chordata, Mammalia, Rodentia, Cricetidae.
CCUAGACUAGGGGCGGGGCGUCCCUCAGUCCGGUUCCCCCUUCCUUUUAUUAUUUAUUAUCAUUUAAAGGGGCCGCGACCUGAAAAUUUCCGUCCCUCUGUCGCAGCUUUCCAGCUGCCCUCCACCUCCUCCCAUCGUGGGCGUCCGUAAAUUGAGUUGGAGUGGGGAACCCGGGGAGGUCUUGGGAAAGCUUGGAAAGGGGGACCUUGGAGAGACACCCACCACCUUCUCCUGAGUCCCCGGGGCUGCUGAAUCACCGGCGAGGAGUCUACAAACACUUGAAUGAGCCCGACACCAGCUUCUGCCCCUGAGUGCCCAACGUGACAGCAAGGAGCUCUUUGGUAGCCCCUGGCAUGCCCCACUUCCCCUCAGCCUGAGUCGGCGGCCCCUGGUCCUGCCCCUGCCGGCCGCCACCCUGCACUGUCCCGGCUCCCCCGAGGUUCCCACGCUGCGGUGCAGCCAAGACCCUUCCCCACAGGGGCCACCCCCACCACCCGCCCCUGGUGCCCGGGGUGGCCCGGCCCGUAGGGCCAUGAAGCUGCAGGCUGUGAUGGAAACCCUCAUUCAGAGGCAACAGCGAGCCCGGCAGGAACUGGAGGCCCGGCAGCCGCCGCCACCCCCACCACCCGAGCCCACUGGUAUCCGGGCUCGGACCACCGAGACGGAUGAGGACAGGGAGCCUGAGAAUGCCCGAAUGCAUAGGACGCAGAUGGCUGCACUGGCUGCCAUGCGGGCCGCUGCUGCUGGCUUGGGACAUCCAUCCUCUCCUGGUGGCUCUGAGGAUGGGCCUCCUGGCUCCGAAGAUGAAGACACAGCCCAGGAAGGGACUCUGGGUUCACCUGUCCUGCGUGGACGAGGCCGGGAGGGACACACGGAAGGAGAGGCGCAUCUGUUAGACAUGGACUCCGAUGAUGACGCGAAGCCCAAGUGGGAAGAACAAGACUUGGAAGAACUAGGAGAGGAGGAGGAAGAAGAGGAGGAGGAGGAAGAUGACUUUGAGGAGGAGGAGGAGGAGGAGGGCCUGGGCCCGCCAGGGUCGGCCAGCCUGGGCUCCGCAGGCUUAUUUGCCCACAAGGCCCAGCCAGCUCAGGCUUUCCGUGGAGAUGGUGGUCCCAGGAUGCUGGGUGGCCCUGAGCGCCUGGGACCCGGCCCGGCCCACCCCACCCACACAGCAUCCCAGAUGCCACCGCCAGACCACGGAGACUGGACGUUUGAGGAGCAGUUCAAACAGCUCUAUGAACUGGACGGAGACCCCAAGAGGAAGGAGUUCCUGGAUGACCUCUUCAGCUUCAUGCAGAAACGGGGCACACCAGUGAACCGGAUCCCCAUCAUGGCCAAGCAGGUCCUGGACCUGUUUAUGUUGUACGUGUUGGUGACUGAGAAGGGCGGCCUUGUGGAGGUCAUCAACAAGAAACUGUGGCGGGAGAUCACCAAGGGGCUCAACCUGCCUACCUCCAUUACCAGUGCUGCCUUCACACUGCGGACACAGUACAUGAAGUAUCUUUACCCCUAUGAGUGUGAGCGACGAGGCCUUAGCAGCCCCAAUGAGCUCCAGGCCGCCAUAGACAGCAACCGCAGGGAGGGCCGGCGCCAGAGUUUUGGGGGCUCACUUUUCGCCUAUUCACCCAGUGGAGCCCACAGCAUGCUAUCCUCACCCAAGCUACCAGUAACUUCUCUGGGCCUUGCCGCCAGCACCAAUGGCAGCUCCAUCACCCCAGCACCCAAGAUCAAGAAAGAGGAAGACUCCACCGUUCCCAUCACAGUCCCCGGCCGCCUCCCUGUGUCUCUGGCAGGCCACCCCGUGGUGGCAGCUCAGGCCGCUGCCGUGCAAGCGGCCGCAGCCCAGGCAGCUGUUGCAGCCCAGGCAGCCGCCCUGGAGCAGCUCCGGGAGAAGCUGGAAUCCACUGAGCCUCCAGAGAAGAAGAUGGCCCUGGUGGCCGACGAGCAACAGCGUCUCAUGCAGCGAGCUCUUCAGCAGAACUUCCUGGCCAUGACGGCCCAGCUGCCCAUGAACAUCCGGAUCAAUAGCCAAGCCUCCGAGAGCCGCCAGGACUCAGUUGUGAGCCUCACCAGCGCCAACGGCAGCAACAGUAUUAGCAUGUCAGUGGAGAUGAAUGGUAUCGUGUACACAGGAGUUCUGUUUGCUCAACCACCGCCCCCCACACCACCUUCUGCCCCCAGCAAAGGUGGCAUUACCGGCAUCGGUACCAACAACGCCGUGGGUAGCCGAACAGGAGCCAGUGGCGGGACCAGCAGCGGCCAGGUGGGGCUGGCCGGGGCGUCUGCGCCCCCCACAUCUUCUACCUCAAAUAAUUCCUUGCCUUAAAGGAAAUCAAGUUGUACUGCUUGCCCACCCGCCAUGGAGACCACAUAGCCACACUGGGACCUGGAACAUCGUAAGAAUUCCAGCGGGCCGGGCAGAUUCCCAAGGAGCCACACUGACGCCAAAAAGGAGAAAAAAAAUUAUAUAUAUACAUAUAGAGAGAGCUAGAUAGAUAGAGAAACAGAUUUAAUAAAUCAGGGCAAAGAACACUUGAAUCUCUCAGGUUUUAGAGACUUUGAGAAACGGAUUUCACAAGGGCCACCAAGGCCCCUCAAAGCUGAAUGAAGGAGGCCACCUUUCCAGAGGCUUCCAUGGGGUCCGGCUUGACCAACCUAGUUCAAGCAUGUCUGUUUACCUCAUGAGUCCCCGCACUGUGCCCUCUCUCUCUCCUUCUGGGAAGGCCGGGAUGGCGGUUUGCUUCAUUCUCCUUGGAAGCUAUGAAUUUUUUUUUUUUUAAACGAGAUCUCAACAUUCAGAUGCAAUUUUUUUUUUAAGGUUUUGGGGUUUCCAAUUUUGUAAAUAUUCUAUUAUAUUCUUGAGGGCAGGGAUUGGAUUUUAGGAAGAGUCCUAUCUGUAUAUCUAUAUAUUUGUGUUCAUUCAGGGAAAAGGACAAUUUUUUUUUUUUAAGCAAAAGUACCAGCCAUGGCCCCCAGCCCCUGUCACCACAGAGCCCCCGCGGUAUCCUGUGGUAGAGUCAGGCAGUGCUGGCUCUCAGCGAAUUCCACAAUUCUCUCUAGUCAUGCUGGGCCCUGCCCACUGGCUCCAUCAUUCAGGGACCUGGAUUGCUUACCCAGGACACGAAAUCUAGAAACGGGUAGGGGGGGGCAGCACACGGAAUGCAGUGGCCUCCUGUAUCUCAGGGAUGAAGAUCUGGACUCUGGAUGGGUCGCUUCUAGAGGAGAUGGGGUGCACCAGGCCCAGCUCAGGGCAAGGAUUCUUGCUGAGACACACACAGUGCCUCCUCCUGUCUGUAUGACCCUCCCCUCCCUCUGCUGCUGGGACAGCAGUUGAAUGUGACCAGGAAGGAUCCUGGUCUGGUGUCUCCAUACCACAGUUUAGCUAAGCUGAGCCCGGUGGCAGGCAUCGGCAUCGUCACGCUGGCUCCUGGGAGGGUGAGGCAGGAGGAUGAGAGUUCAAGGUGAUAUCCUUGGCUGCAAGUGCAGGUUGAGGCUGACCUGGGCUAUUUGAAACCCUGUCUCAACAAAGCAAAGUAUGAUGAGGCCAGGGGCAGUGGCCACACCUACUCCAGCCCUCUGUGAGUAGGCCAGCCUGGACGAUACAGUGGAUUCCAAACCGCGAGAACCUGUCUCAAAAAGAAAGAAAAGAAAAUUGCAUCUCGUUUUAUCUGGAACCACCAGGGCAGAAAUGAUGUAAUCUCCCGCUGGAUUGGGGGACCUUUCCUGGACUCUGCUCUGGUCACUGUCCCCAAGGGAGCUGGGACAGGACCAUCUGGUGGCAAGAGCUGGGCCCUGCUUGUCCCUCAGCCCCAGGAUCCUGGAUCCCCUGUCACCCCACUUCUAUGUCUUGACUGUGGGGAGCAAACCCUCUUCUUUCCUGUCUCAGGGUUGUUGACACCCCUCCCAUCCUUCCAGGAGGGACGCCUUGCUCCGAGGGGAGGGGAAAUCUCAACUUUUCCUUCUGGAAGCUUCUGCCUGCCCCGUUUUGGGGCCACUGUUAGCCGCACAAUCAUUCCUGGUCACAGUGUUGAGGGGUUUGUCCCCUUCUGACAACUCUGUGCAAAGUCAGCCUCCGUCCGUGAGUACCUGGCUUGGGGAGACGGGGGCCCAGCCUCCUGUGUCCCUGGUGGGGUCUGAUCGAGGGGGUCGCCUUGUGGGCACAUCCAAGGCAUGUUUCUACCUCAGGUCUUUUGAUGCCAAAAAGAAAAAAAAAUGCAGCCGAGUCACCCACUUUUCUGACCACCUGCGCGAGUCCACAGUGAGGACCAGUGUCCUGAUGUGCACUUGUGUCUGGGUCUGUGAGUGGCCAGAAAGCACCCAAUCCUAACUCAGGGGGCCUUGCCCACCAGGGCUGUGUGAUUGUAGGGGCGUAUCCUCUGCUGGACACUCUCGGUGACCCUCCAUGGUCAGGUCUGUGCCUCAGUUGCCCCACCCGGCCCUUGGCAGGAGGUACAGUUGGCACUUGUUAUGCAAGCUGGAGUGUGGGCAGGGCUGGACAUGGUCACUGUCCACCUAGCACCUCAGGGCGAAGAGGGGGGUGUAAGGGCAGGCAUAGGCUGCUUCUAGAACCUUCCCAGGGACAGGCUGUUUCUACAACUUUCCUGGUGGCCCUUCUGCUGGCCACCAGGCUGUCUGUCUGUCCAGCUGCAGUGGGUGGGUGGGCAUGGGGCUUGGGGACAGCUGGGUUCGUGUUUUCUGAGAGUUAUACAUCUGUAUAGUCUUGUGGGGUUUUUUUUCCUUUUUUUUUUUGUAUCAUUUUUACACACUUCUUUUUUUUUUCCCACACCCCCACAUAAUUUUGGCUUUUGUGAAUUUAAGUUUCCUUCUGGGUGAAGGUGAACUGAACCUGCUUGUUCAGAACAUGUGAACUUUUUGGUUUCUUGGGGUGGGAACGACUUGUCUGACAGUGUGGGGUCCUACACCAACUCAGGUAAAAUGAAAAAAAAAAGUGGAUUAAAAAAAUAAAAGAAAAAGUUAAAACUGCUUUCUACCUCUCACGCCAGACUGUGACCUGCGGUGGCCACAGCUGUGCGGGAUAUUCAGGAAAGUUUCCGCCAGGCUGGCCUGCUGUGGCCACAACUGUGCAGGAUAUUCAGGAAAGUUCAGCUAUUACCAGGAAAACUCAAACAUAGCAACAGCAAAGGAAGUGUGAUUUUUGAAAUUAUUAAAAGAAAAAUACCACUGAAAGUUUACAUUUUAUGACCUUAUUGUGGAUUGUAUUUAAACCUCAGAAAUAUUUAACGAGAUUGUAACCCUGUGAACUGGUAAGAUUAAAAGAGUUCAGACACCUCUGUGGAA